Messenger RNA from Pecten maximus, 6610 nucleotides. RefSeq lists its product as uncharacterized. The coding region runs from base 2568 to 3560 and encodes 330 amino acids. NCBI's taxonomy places the organism in Eukaryota, Metazoa, Mollusca, Bivalvia, Pectinida, Pectinidae. The record is from RefSeq and is a predicted model, not a curated record. The transcript is spliced from 2 exons.
CAUCGAUCUAUUGUCAACCAUGAAUAAUUCGAAGUUCCGCUGUUUCGAAGUUUUUCUGUUAGUCCCUUGAACUUCGAAACAUCGAAGUUUGACUGUAUAAUGUUAUUAGAAUAAUUUUAGGAUUUGGUGAGGUAUUGACAAAUCCUAACUUUCAUUAGGAUAAGUGAAGUGAGGUCAUUAUCUUAAAACAUAUAUUCCUGUAAAGUCAUGUGUUUGAUGAGAUUACAAACUUAAAUUGAAUGUAUCUAUAAUAAUUUAAGAACUAGAAAAUCUAUAAUGAUAUGCAUAUAAAUAUAUAUAAUGUAUAUAAAGAAAACAACUUUGUUAUUAAGAAUUAUGUCAUUGUGAACGAUGACGUUUAUUAAUUUAUUAGUACACUUUUUUGUAUGUAAAUUUUAAAUAUGAUUUAUAUGUAAGAUUGUCUCGGAAAAAAUCAUUUUCAGGACUAUUCAUCCUUACAUAUAAAUUGUUCCUUCUGUAUACAAUGAGUUAAGAUAAUGUUACUAUGUGUAUGUUGGAAAAAUGGAAGCUAAAAAAGCAUUGACCAUUUAACAUGAUCUUUCUGUAUAUUUUAUUGUGCAUCAAUACUGAUGGGACCAUCAGGCCUAAAGUUUAAAUGAAAUGUUGACAUGUUGAGAUCUGAGCUGAGUGUAAAAUGUAAACUUUAUUUAUUUUACAACAAUUGCGAAAUAAGAUAGAUUAACCUAUAUUGAUCACUCUUGUUGGCCUGUACGGAAGUGUGCGAGGGGUCUUACUGUGGGAGGAAACCAGAGUGCCUGGGGAAAACCCACGUGGUCACUGGUCAGGCAGGUGACCCCAAACGUUUUCACGGAAAUCAAACCCCUGUCAUCUAGGUGAAAGGCAAGCAUGUAUCCACUGUGCCAUCCUACCACCCAACCAGUGUAUUUACCAUUAUUUUAAUUAUAAUUAAGAGAAUGCUGUAUUUUUAUGGUAUUUCAACCAUUUGGUCAUGAGGCUUGGUACUUUAUUAAUCAUAUGACAUUUAGACUGUAUAAAUGACACUGCAUUGGUGCAAACAUCACGUCAUGCAUAUGUUAUAAAUUCUAUAUCGAGACAGUUCAUUAUUGAUAUCAAAUUUUACAUUUCUCAAUCUUUUUGCUGUUUUAUAAUGAUUUGUAUAUAUAUGUAUUCAGAUAAUGAAGUUAGUUCUUAUAAACAUCCAUUUGAUGACACAGCUGUUUAGAAAAAUUAUUAAUUCCCAUGGCUUUUAUUAUGCUGAUAUCUUGUUUCUUGCUUGCUCAAUUAGAUUGCCAACACAAGCCAGAAUAAUUGAUUCACUGGUAUCAAUUAAAGGUUGCUGAUAGCCUGUUUCGGCACAUUACCUAGGGGUAAAUGAAUUUUACACUAUUACACUAUUGCAUUAGUCCCCUUUGUAUGUUGCUGUUUCGGGUAUCGGUGAGAUAGCUCACACAUAUAUGAACAGAUGAAAAAUAAACAUAUUUCUAAGUCUGUAUUUCGUUUUAGAUACAGUUGAUAAGUAAAUAAUUGAUAUUCAUAAGAUUUUUAUAUUUCGGUUCUUUUUGUCUAUAGUUGAGAAUAAAUGACCUUGGAUUUGACAAAUAUUUUAUCACCUGCACAUUUUAUGGUUUUUGAUCAAAGAUUUUGUCAUAUAGCCUGCAGAAAGCAUCUCUUAAAUUAAAUGUUUUAAAUCAAAUAGGCUGCAAGAAAUACAUAAGAAUUUACAGUUUAUCAUAAUAAUCAUGUAAAAAGUUAAAUUUACAAUCUAAUAAAUGUUGGGUAGCAAAUACAGGGAGUGGACGAUCCAACGUUCGUGUAAAAAGUUUGGUCGAAUUCUAUGACACCCAGUAGAUUGAUUUCACAAGGAAUACAAAAGUCAGGCUGUGGAAUAGACCGUGACAAUGUCUUACGGGGUAGUUUGGCUUUAAUAGAUCAAGUGUUGACAAGUUUAUAUACAGUAUACGCACAAAAUAAUUUACAUAUAUUGUCAAAAUGUUUGUUGUAUAUAAAGGUAACUGUAACAGCAUUGACAGUGCGUAUCAUGUAACUUAUCAUUCUAUUAAUUAAUUAGUACUUCCUUAUUUGGUGCUUGUAUUAAUUGAUUAGUACCUCCUUAUUUGGUGCUUACUGAUUGAGGAAUGUUAACUUUGGUGACUAUUAAGUUGAUGUCAUCAUAUUUCAAGAACAUUUAUAUGACACCUACUAUAUAAAAACUUUAACUACUAGGAUUAUAAUACUGUUUUGACUAGACCUUGAUUAUUGUUGAGUCAAGUAAUCGGCCAAAAUAUCUAGAAUUUGAUUUUUGAUGUUGUUAGUACAAGUCUAGUAAUCAGCUAAGAUAACAUUACAGAAUUUGUUUGUAUGAUCAUAAAAAAAACGUAUGUCAAUUCAAUAUCAUUCAGUACAAAUGUUUGAAAGGCAGUCAUGUAUGCUUAUCGCUGUUAGGGUGUGUACCAGAUGUUUGAUGGUUGUUAUGGGUGUGUACCAGAGGUUUGGUGGUUGUUGUGGGUGUAUACCAGAGGUAUGGUGGUUGUUGUGGGUGUGUACCAGAUGUUUGGUGGUUGUUGUGGGUGUGUACCAGAGGUUUGAUGGUUGUUGUGGGUGUGUACCAGAUGUUUGGUGGUUGUUGUGGGUGUGUACCAGAGGUUUGGUGGUUGUUGUGGGUGUAUACCAGAGGUAUGGUGGUUGUUGUGGGUGUGUACCAGAUGUUUGGUGAUUGUUGUGGGUGUGUACCAGAUGUUUGGUGGUUGUUGUGGGUGUGUACCAGAGGUUUGAUGGUUGUUUUGGGUGUGUACCAGAGGUUUUGUGGUUGUUGUGGGUGUGUACCAGAGGUUUGGUGGUUGUUAUGGGUGUGUACCAGAGGUUUUGUGGUUGUUAUGGGUGUGUACCAGAGGUUUGAUGGUUGUUGUGGGUGUGUACCAGAUGUUUGGUGGUUGUUGUGGGUGUGUACCAGAGGUUUGGUGGUUGUUGUGGGUGUGUACCAGAUGUUUGGUGGUUGUUGUGAGUGUGUACCAGAUGUUUGGUGGUUGUUGUGGGUGUGUACCAGAGGUUUGAUGGUUGUUAUGGGUGUGUACCAGAGGUUUGAUGGUUGUUAUGGGUGUGUACCAGAGGUUUUGUGGUUGUUGUGGGUGUGUACCAGAGGUUUGAUGGUUGUUAUGGGUGUGUACCAGAUGUUUGGUGGUUGUUAUGGGUGUGUACCAGAGGUUUUGUGGUUGUUGUGGGUGUGUACCAGAGGUUUGAUGGUUGUUGUGGGUGUGUACCAGAGGUUUGGUGGUUGUUAUGGGUGUGUACCAGAGGUUUGGUGGUUGUUAUGGGUGUGUACCAGAGGUUUGAUGGUUGUUAUGGGUGUGUACCAGAGGUUUUGUGGUUGUUAUGGGUGUGUACCAGAGGUUUGGUGGUUGUUAUGGGUGUGUACCAGAGGUUUGGUGGUUGUUGUGAGUGUGUACCAGAGGUAUGGUGAUUGUUGUGGGUGUGUACCAGAGGUUUGGUGGUUGUUGUGGGUGUGUACCAGAGGUUUGAUGGUUGUUGUGGGUGUGUACCAGAGGUUUGAUGGUUGUUGUGGGUGUGUACCAGAGGUUUGAUGGUUGUUGUGGGUGUGUACCAGAGGUUUGAUGGUUGUGUAUGUGUGUACCAGAGGUUUGGUGGUUGUUGUAGGUGUGUACCAGAGGUUUUGUGGUUGUUGUGGGUGUGUACCAGAGGUUUGAUGGUUGUUAUGGGUGUGUACCAGAUGUUUGGUGGUUGUUAUGGGUGUGUACCAGAGGUUUGGUGGUUGUUGUGGGUGUGUACCAGAGGUUUGAUGGUUGUUGUGGGUGUGUACCAGAGGUUUGGUGGUUGUUGUGGGUGUGUACCGGAGGUUUGAUGGUUGUUAUGGGUGUGUACCAGAUGUUUGGUGGUUGUUGUGGGUGUGUACCAGAUGUUUGGUGGUUGUUGUGGGUGUGUACCAGAGGUUUGGUGGUUGUUGUGGGUGUGUACCAGAGGUUUGGUGGUUGUUGUGGGUGUGUACCAGAGGUUUGAUGGUUGUUGUAGGUGUGUACCAGAGGUUUGAUGGUUGUUGUGGGUGUGUACCAGAGGUUUGGUGAUUGUUGUGUGUGUGUACCAGAGGUAUGGUGGUUGUUGUGUGUGUGUACCAGAGGUUUGGUGGUUGUUAUGGGUGUGUACCAGAGGUUUGGUGGUUGUUGUGGGUGUGUGCCAGAGGUUUGGUGGUUGUUAUGGGUGUGUACCAGAGGUUUGAUGGUUGUUGUGGGUGUGUACCAGAGGUUUGGUGGUUGUUGUGGGUGUGUACCAGAGGUUUGGUGGUUGUUGUGGGUGUGUACCAGAUGUUUGGUGGUUGUUGUGGGUGUGUACCAGAGGUUUGACGGUUGCUAUGGGUGUGUAUUAGAGGUAUGAUGGUUGCUAUGGGUGUGUAUUAAAGGUUUGGUGGUUGUUAUGGGUGUAUACCAGAGCUAUGUGGUUUGAAUGUAAUUGUUGUAAUGGCUGUGUAAAUGUGGUUUCGAGCAAUACAGCAAGGUGUUAUAAGUUUGUGCCUCAGUAUGGUUGUGAAAUAAACUAAUACACUGUAUUUGCAUGACAAUUUUUUUUUCGAGCUGUUAAAGUGUUGACACCAAAGACAAUUGAUAAUGUAAGAUGAUCUCAUUAUGUUGACAUGUAAACAUGAACAUAUUGGUAAUUAUUACAGCCACCGUGUCUUCACUAGAUGAGACUGUGUACCAGAUGUGGUGGGCCACACUUCAUUUCCACUCCUUUCAGUUAAUUUUAUAUGCCCUAAUUUAAUAGGUUAUCUAGUCAUUUAUAAAGAAUAAGUCUUCAGUAAAUUGUCAGCUAUGGAAUUUGAGAGUUCUGAUUAUAUUAGUGUUUUUUCUGAGCCAAUAACCAGUUAAAUUGAAUGUACACUUCACCAGUAUAUAACAUUAUUCUAGUUUCUUUAAACACAAUUGUAUGUUGUUCGUAAAGUAAACAAUCAAGAAAUGGCCCAGGUUUUAUUUUUAAUUGUAAAUACUGUGUUGAGAUUUUCUGUUCUAGUCUUAUGCUCUACAAACAAUCAAAAGCUCUAAAAACCUGGUUUAGAUUAUUUUUUUCUGUAGAAGUAAUAAUCACAAGCAUAUGGAAUAAUCAUGUAAAUAAUUUUCAAGUCAAUACUCUUCUCCAUAAUUCUAACAGACCAACUUUGACUAUUUAUUAGAAAUAAAACCCACAGGAAAAAAAUUCUGAAGAACCAAACAUCCAAAAAAAUUGAGUUUUACAUUCAUCUUCUAGAUACUUUAUUGAUGAUAUCAUAAAUUAUUGUUCUUAUCACUUGAAUUCCAUUGUCAGUUCCAAUUACAUGUACAUCCUGUAAGCUGUAUAGUGUCCUGAUGAUGGUGUGAAUCAUGUCGGCCACCACCUGUUGUACUGAUUGGAAACCUGUCUUCAGGAGUUGCUUCUCUAUAACUUUUAACAGUACAUGUACAUGUAUUUCCCUUUCAUUUCUUCAAGUUAACCAUUUUUAUUGUUCAGAUUAUUUAGCAAUAGUGGGUUCUGUCCAACCACUUUAGUGCCUGCGUCUAAAUUAAUAUCCUCAUGUUUAAUUUUCUUUUUUAUGAUCCUAGUUUUACCCUUAAUUGCAUUACAUGUAUAUCAUGCCAUUGUCUAUAAUUCGCUUUGUUCUUUAUAAAUAUUCUAGUUCCAAUUAUAUUACAUUUUGGGAAUAUUUUCAUAUUAUUAAUUAAUUCUUUACACAUAUUGUAUUUAUUCUCCCUAUCUUGUUGCACAUUGUUGGUAUGCUAUAUUUAAAAUGUUGAAGUUGAUAGAAAACUUGUUGAAAUAUUCCUUGUUCAUGUCAGAAGAAUUUAUUUCAACGAGAUAAUUUAUUUUAUUGAAAAAUGUCUCAAGACAUUAUGGGCUUCUUUUGUUUUAAGUUGUUAAGAAUUUUUUAACAUAAUAGUUGUUUGGGACCAACUAGAUUUACAUGUUGGCCCCAGUUUAUCAGCGUUCCAUAAUUUAAAUUUUCUAAAGGAAAGCAUUAUUGGAUUAAGGGAAAAUUAGUUUUUUGUUAAGGAAAUUUCCUUAAAUUCCGUAAUGCAUUCCUAUGGAAAAUCUUAGCUAAGGAAUUUUGAUGAAACUGGGACCUGUUUAGUUAAAAUCCAUGUGGAGUGCACAUGAAGUACGUUUCCAUUGCGGAAAAAUUGGAAGGUUCAGAUUGAGGAGACUUUCCAAAGUAACCCUUCAUUCACAAGAUUUUCGCCUCACACAAUGAUCGACUGAUAGUAAAAGAAUGAGAAACUGAAUGACAAAUGUUCCAACUCAAUUGUGUUUGUCUCUCCACAAAUUGUGUGUAUAACAGGGGACUAUCUUAUCUGUUGAGGUUAAAAAGCUAGUGUGAUAAAGACUGCUAGUCUAGUUAGAUAGUUCAUCUGAUCAAUGUUACUUUACAGAUAUCACCAUUCCUUCCAUCUCCAUUGACUAAAAAAUUAAUUAACAAUUUUGCAGGGCAAUGUAUGCACAAAAAUAUUAAUAAUUUCUUAGCAUGCAAUGUCAAGUUGCAGCCUUGUUUUGUAACCAGCAUUAUGGGUAAAAUAAGCAUUGUGGAAAACAUACAUGAAAUAGGUUUUCAAUUUUUAUGUGCAAUAAAAAGCAUGUAUAUUGUUAUAAAAUC